AUGGCGGCGCCCAGCUGGAGGAGCGGCGGCCGCGCGUGGGCCGCACUGGUGCCCGCGGCCCUGCUGUGCCUGGCGGCCCGGGCGGCCGCGGGACCGGGCACGGCCCCGGGAGCGGCCUCGAGCACGGCCGAGUUCGACGUGCGGCCCGGCGGGGAGGUUCACUCCUUCUCCCGGAGCCUGGGGGAUUACAGCUGCUCCUUCACCUACUCGGCCCAGGGCGGCACCAACGAGCAGUGGCAGAUGACGGUCGGAGUGAGCGAGGACAGCGCGCUCUUCUCGUGCUCCAUCUGGAGGCCCCAAGGGAAGUCUUAUCUGUUCUUUACCCAGUUUAAAGCUGAAGUGAAAGGAGCCAAGAUAGAGCAUGCCAUGGCUUAUUCUCAGGCUGCUGCGGGUGCCCUCAACGACAUCCCCCUAAAGCAGGAGGAGUUUGGGGUCACUGAAACCACAGUGUCCCACAGGGAAGGCAAGUUCCGUUUCGAGCUGUCCAAGCUGAUGAUUGUGGCAAAAUCCCCCCGUGACGAGCUGUGAGCCCAGGCCAGCCCUGGGCAGGGGCCACGGCCACACCAGCACGGCAGGGAAGGCAUUUCCUGCAUUUCCUGCAGGGUUUUCCUUUGGUUGGCCAAACCUUUUAUGUUUUCCACACUGCAAUGUGCUGGGGACCGACACGAGUGGGGGCUUGGAGGGCUGGGGACAGAUUUGUUCUGCCUUGUGUCAGAGUCACAGCCCAGGAGGCUCCUGAUCCUGCUGUGCCCCUUCCUGCCUGGCUCUGCAAAGGGGCUCCUUAUCUGCCUGCCUGGCAAGAGCAGUGCAGGGAGAUAAGGGGCUGGGCUUAAGCAGGGCUUGCUAAAGGGAGGUUUUAACUCUGUGGUCCCUGGAGGGGAGGUGGGAUUGCUCUCUCCACCAGGAAAUCAUUAAUUCAGGGGGAGGGAGGGGACUGGGCAAAGCUCUGACUCCGUGCUGAGUGUGGGGCUGGGCUGGGGGAAGGCAGAGCAGCUCAUUCUGACACAAUCAGGAAUCAAUCCAGGCAUCACUUCCACGUGUCAGCACAACCACGGGACCUCUUUUAUACCUACAGGAAAAUGGUUUUUUUUUUUUCUUAUCCAGAGUAAUAACAGGGAAUGUGCAAUUCCUUUCCUGUGUAAAUACAGCGCAAAUAAAGAAAUAAAGCAUCGUG
Melospiza melodia melodia is the source of this 1174-nucleotide messenger RNA. RefSeq names its product myeloid derived growth factor (gene MYDGF). NCBI's taxonomy places the organism in Eukaryota, Metazoa, Chordata, Aves, Passeriformes, Passerellidae. Gene Ontology annotation, biological process: positive regulation of angiogenesis; positive regulation of endothelial cell proliferation. Bases 1 to 528 code for a protein of 175 amino acids. The transcript is spliced from 6 exons. The record is from RefSeq and is a predicted model, not a curated record.